CACUGUGCUCAGCUCAGCUGUGUGCCUUGUUCUUGCUUUCCUUGGGUUUGUCCUAAAUCUUCUUGCAUAUUUAUACUACUCUGGGUUGUACACAUGGAUGGAUACACGACGCAUGAGACUGAGACCUGGUCUUGUGUUGGAGUUGGGGUGGUUGGACGGUUAGCAUCUUCCUCAAGCUGAGAUCCUUCUUGAGGCCAUUGGAGGGUCGCUGUCUCCCGUCCUUGAGCCACAAAAAUCCCUGGUUUUUCUUCCUCGGCGAGGGGGAGACGACGGCGUGCGGUGCGGCGAUGCUGAGCUUCAAGCAGAGCCACGAGGGGUUUGGCCAUGCCGCCGCCGCUGCUGCUGCUACCGACGGAGCUGGGCCGCAGCAGCAGCCGUGGUGGGCGGGGUCGCAGCUGCUGUACGGGGAGGCGUCGCCGGAAGAGGCGCUCCGUGACGGCGGCCAGUUCCAGGUCGUGCCGGGAGGUCGCGCCGCGCUGGAUCCGGCGCCGGCGCCGGAGCCGGAGAAGACGGCCGUGACGGCGCUGACCAAGAGAGGCGGCGCUCCUGAAGUCCUGAAAUUCUCGGUGUUUUCAGGUAAUCUGGAGCCAGGAGAUACAGGAGAGAAGACCAGAGAACACUCUGCUACUAUUGCAAUGCAGUCACCCUUGCCGGAAUACAAUGGCCGUUUUGAGCUUGGCCUUGGUCAAUCCAUGGUAUCUUCAAACUACCCCUGUAUUGACCAGUGCUAUGGACUACUUACCACCUACGCGAUGAAAUCAAUGUCCGGCGGGCGGAUGCUGUUGCCGCUGAACGCGCCAGCCGAUGCGCCGAUCUAUGUGAAUGCGAAGCAGUAUGAAGGCAUCCUCCGCCGUCGCCGUGCCCGCGCCAAGGCGGAGAGGGAGAACAGGCUCAUCAAAGGCAGGAAGCCCUACCUCCACGAGUCGCGCCACCGCCACGCCAUGCGCCGGGCGAGAGGCUCCGGCGGCCGCUUCCUCAACACCAAGAAAGAAGGCGGCGCCGGCGGCAAGACGAUGCCUGCAGGUGGCCUCGUCGCCCCCGACGUCGUCCAUCCAGGCACCCGCGGCCGCGCGUCCAGCCUCUCCGGCUCCGACGUGUCGUCGCCGGCGGGGGGCGGCACGUACGACCACGACGUCGUCGUCGUCGACGCGGACCACUACAACAGCAUCGACCACCACCUCCGCACGCCCUUCUUCACCCCGCUCCCGAUCCUCAUGGACGGCGGCGGCGGCGGCAACCACGCCUCCGCACACGCCGCCGCCUCCUUCAGGUGGGCCACGGCGGCCGGCGACGGCUGCUGCGAGCUCCUCAAGGCCUGACCACCUUGGAAGCAAGCGGGGGAUCUCCAGGCGUGCCCAAGCUCUCAGCUUGGCUGCCUGUAGGCAAAUCAUUCUUGGCUCUUACUUGCAUUGGGUUCUUGCACCUCCUCAUCACCUACCUAGCUACCAUCCAUGGCGAAUCCAUGGCUGUCCCUGAAACCUCUCUAGUGCUGGGUUCUCAGGGAUGCAGUGAUGGAGGAGAUAGAGGCAAACCCAUAUGCCUGUAAAUUAUGUUAAUUAGUGUCUGGUUGAUUAAGCACUAGUACCUGGUAAUCACUGGCAGUGAAACCGAUCACUGUGAAUUCUUAUAUGUGGUGUCAGCUUGCUUGCUCUUCAACCUGUCAGAACUCGGAAUAAAUUGGAGUGCUGAUGUGCUUGCUUGUUGUUAGGAGUAAUUAAGCUGGAGUUUUGUUCGGUUUGGAUGUGUGUGAGACCAGUAACCUACUAGUAACUGUCGUUUAGCAAUGUUGAUGUAUGAUUUGUAACCUUGUUUAAGCUAUGGUGAUGUUAUUCGUUAUGGAAAAGAUUUUAAAGAUAGU
This is a messenger RNA of Oryza brachyantha (malo sina), 1858 nucleotides long. RefSeq names its product nuclear transcription factor Y subunit A-10-like. The transcript is spliced from 6 exons. NCBI's taxonomy places the organism in Eukaryota, Viridiplantae, Streptophyta, Magnoliopsida, Poales, Poaceae. Gene Ontology annotation, cellular component: CCAAT-binding factor complex. The coding region runs from base 288 to 1319 and encodes 343 amino acids. The record is from RefSeq and is a predicted model, not a curated record. Gene Ontology annotation, biological process: regulation of transcription by RNA polymerase II. Gene Ontology annotation, molecular function: RNA polymerase II cis-regulatory region sequence-specific DNA binding; DNA-binding transcription factor activity, RNA polymerase II-specific.